Messenger RNA from Scatophagus argus, 3746 nucleotides. RefSeq names its product nfe2 like bZIP transcription factor 3 (gene nfe2l3). Gene Ontology annotation, biological process: regulation of transcription by RNA polymerase II. The transcript is spliced from 5 exons. Gene Ontology annotation, molecular function: DNA-binding transcription factor activity, RNA polymerase II-specific; RNA polymerase II cis-regulatory region sequence-specific DNA binding. Bases 397 to 2355 code for a protein of 652 amino acids. The record is from RefSeq and is a predicted model, not a curated record. Gene Ontology annotation, cellular component: nucleus. Lineage: Eukaryota; Metazoa; Chordata; Actinopteri; Scatophagidae.
GUUAUGCAAAUCCUGUAGCGAAGUUUCCCCAGUAGCAGCACCCUACGUUGACAGCGUUUAGCCUUUCAGAUAUUUGAUUUUUUGUUAAUUAUAAAUGCGAGGAAGUGUUUGAUAGCCAGGGGUCACAUACGAAUAAUUUGUCCGUUGCAAGGGGCAGAAGAGCAUCGUUUUCGCUAUGUUUGCGCCAAGAGUUUCCCAUUAGCCGGUAAUUAAAGCUGAUAGCUAACUGCUAAGAGCUAGCAUAGCUAUCUAACGAUUUCGCCGGUACAGGCGGACCUCUUUGUCUGACAGGGGAAGGCGUGCUCUUUUGUUAGCUUUUCCCUUUGUCCAUUCGGGAAAGAGGAACUGUUGGGUCAGGAUUUCACAAUAAUCUACAGCUCUGAAAGUAUUUAUAAAAUGCAAAUCGCGAAAAAAUACUUCACAGAAGGUCUGAUCCAGUUAACAAUCUUGCUCAGUUUGAUUGGAGUUCGCGUGGAUAUCGACAGCUACUUAAACGGCUAUUACACGCCUCUGAUAGAGAUUAACUUGGGUCCUAGCUCAGCGUACACCCAGACACCCUUUCAUAAUUUGAGAGACACUCUUGACGGAUAUAGUGUGCAUCCAAAAUGUCCCGAGUUGGACUAUUUCUUUGCAAGUCGACGGCUACUAGACGAGGUGAGGACGCUCGGCUCUCCGCGGUUCCCCACACAGUUGAACGCAUGGUUGGUGCACCAAGUGUCUGCCAGUGACAAGGCUGAUUCCGGGCCCUCAACCAGCAACAACGCUGACACCAGCUCAGGGUUAGAAAGCCCCCGGGACGAAGCUAGGGAUGACAGUGAACACCUGCCUGACAGAGGCCAUGAGGUGUGCCAAACAACUCCCGAACUCGGACAUGGGCCUUGCAACGCUGGAGCCUGCGGGUUUCUUAAAGAGGAUGGUGAUGCUAAAGUUAAAGUGGAGGAAGAACCUGCCCCACUCACUCAGCUGGCUCACAGUUCCACACUGGAACAAGAGAGUCUGCUUGAAGGCAUCACUGCACUGCCUGAUGUAGCACGCUUCCAUCCUUCUACCAUUGAUAUUGACCAGCAAUGGAACAAUUUACUCUCUCUGUCUGUUACUGACCUUGAUGACUUGGACUCCCUUGUUACUGAGCGCCUGUCACACCUCGACACAGACAUCACCAACGCCAUCAGCCAGGAUGUCAGUUUGCAUGAUGCCACAGUAACCAGCGCUGGAGCUUUUGGUGUGGCAUCUGAAAGAGUUGAGUCCAGGCCAGUUGCCCAACAACAAAGAACCCUCUUCCGUCUGGAAUCCACAAGUCCCUCACACUCUGAUGCGUCACCAGGGAUGGCAUUGGGCCUGGCAGCUCUCCCCUUUGCUUCAGUAUGUAAUUUAACUGGAAAUGUGUCACAGCAUAGUGCACUGGGUAACUGUCUGGAUGAGGCUGUGUUUGACCAGAUCAAUCAGCUAGGUUUAGAAGACCUGGACACUAUGGACAUCCAGUUGAUGAGCUGUCUUGGGAGCAUAGAUCCACAGGUCCUGGAGGACUUGGAUUCUGACUCCGGCCUCUCCUUGGAGAGCAGCUCUGGAGGUCCAGUCUCCCCAGGCUCAUCUGAGAUGUCAUCAUCGUCCAGCUCAUAUUGUGAGGAUGACUGUGGAGCUACAGGCUAUAGCAGUGAGGUGGAUUCAGUCCCCUCAAAACGCAUCAUGGACUACACUACAACGUGGUCACCCAUUGAUCUGAGUGAGAGUGUGUGGCAUGACCACAGCUACUCAUCUCCUGCUUUCUUUGACCAACCAUCCAUAACACUUCCCCACAAAGGUAUCAAAGAGGAGCCUCUCAGCGACGAUGAUGAGUCAAGGUUGGAUGAGAGGGAGUUGAGUCGCGAUGAGUUGCGUGCUCGUGCCAUGUGCAUCCCAUUCUCUGUCCUGCAGAUUGUCAACAUGCCUGUGGAGGAGUUCCUGGAGGUCCUAGACGGUCACGGCUUCUCCCCUGAACAGGUGACCCUCCUGCGGGACAUCCGCAGGCGGGGGAAGAACAAACUGGCAGCGCAGAAUUGCCGGAAGCGCAAACUAGAUGCCAUCACAGGGCUCCAGGAGGAGGUGGAAAGGUUGCAUGCUCAGAGAGACAGGCUCCUGAGGGAGAAACAGCUUACAGCCAAGACAAUGGGUGCUGUGGGACAGCAAAUAAAGCAGCUGACCAUAGAUAUCCUGGCCCGGCUGAGGGAUGAGUCAGGACAGCCCCUGAACCCAGAAAGAUUUACCCUGCAGUGCGGGGCAAAUGGGAGGGUUGUAGUUCAGCCUGUAAGACGGGCUGCUGUCUCCACAUCGACUGGGAACAAAACGGACAAGAGAAAGAAGGACAAAAAGCAAUGAUGCAGUAUUGCCAGCUGAGACUUGAGCAUUUAGGUUUUGAUAUAUUUCUGAAUUUAGUUGCCUGACUCUGAUUUUGGGAUCUCCUGCUUUUGUAAAUGGGUGUGGAUUCACCACUGUUGGGAGCCUCAAUCUGCAAAAGCUGCAUAAAAGAAAAAAAAAAACUUUUGUAAAUAAAAAUUCUCAUGGGAAAAAUGUAGCUUAAACACUGGACAUUUGCUUUUUGAACAUGAACGAGGAAUCCUGGGCAGUUUAAGGCAACAGCUAUGCUCUGGGCGAUGCUACCCGUUUCUCUUUGUGCCUCUUACCAUUUUUGCAACAACAAAAAAAAAAAAAGCAUAGACAACCAGACAUGUCUAAAAGUCAGCAUUGUGACAGUUACUCGAUAGAGAUUUGUGGGGAGGAUUCUGUCUGUUUUCAUGUAAUUUUGCCUCUAAAAGUAUACCUUCUCGAUAUAAGGAGGCCAAACAAUGUAUUUAUUAAAGUUUCUGAAAUUCAUGAAGUGCUUUUGUGCAUCAUGAGACGGCCAAGGGCUGUAUCUGUUUUGUUUUGUUUUGUUUUUCAUAAUGAUAUGUUUAUCUUAAAAUGGUUAGAAUAUUGCCACAGUACCUAUCUGAAGUUUACAGGUUUGUUUAAAAUAUAUGCGGUAAUGAACUCUCAAGUAGAAAUUUGAACUGAAAUGUAAAAAAAAAAAAAAAAAGUUGUUUUCCUUAUGUCUUGAUGACAUACAGUACACCAAUGAUUAAACUGACAAGGCCUUAAUUUGUAUUGAAUUAUUGUGUGUUUGUGUGUACACACAGAUGCACAUUAUCUUGACAGAAAUGUUUUUAAUGAGGUUCCCAUUUUAUGUUUUAAAUUUAAAAAUGUGUUUCAAGCAGAAUUUUCCUUUCCUAAUUUGAAUUACUUAAUAGUUUUGGCAAGAUUGUAUUCUACCUCACACCUUUGUUAUAGGUUUUGGCUAAAUUUAAAAAAAAAAUCAACCCUUUUUAGGGGAACUUAAGUGCACUCAUUAACAACAAAUUCUUCAUUACAGAAAUGGCCCUUAAUAUACCCUAACCAUCCCAUUUUGGAAAAAAAUACACAACCACCAACUAUUUAAUAGGACCGAUUCUCAUUUUGGAUGUUGCUUUUUAUAUGUUUGAGAUUAUCUGAGAGUUGAAUUUAAGUAUUUAGUAGAAGUUGCCAUGAAGUUGGAUGAUUGAGUGAGUGAUUUAAAUGGAGUUGUUUUUUUCCCCCCUAAUUCUUCGCAAAUUUGUAUUUAAUUUUCCGGUUUGACCAAGUGUUUACUUUGCUGUUUGUAUAAACUACAUAAACUUGUUUUUCUUUGUUGCUGGAGGCAGAUGUUUUUGUUUGCAUGGUGAUUGUUGAAUGAAAUGAAAUUUGAAAUGCUCUUA